This is a messenger RNA of Cucurbita moschata (crookneck pumpkin), 2037 nucleotides long. RefSeq names its product glutathione reductase, cytosolic. The record is from RefSeq and is a predicted model, not a curated record. Lineage: Eukaryota; Viridiplantae; Streptophyta; Magnoliopsida; Cucurbitales; Cucurbitaceae. Gene Ontology annotation, cellular component: cytosol; mitochondrion. The transcript has 17 exons. Gene Ontology annotation, molecular function: glutathione-disulfide reductase (NADPH) activity; flavin adenine dinucleotide binding; NADP binding. The coding region runs from base 221 to 1711 and encodes 496 amino acids. Gene Ontology annotation, biological process: cell redox homeostasis; cellular response to oxidative stress; glutathione metabolic process.
AAAUAAUCGAAGCGUUCGGGAUCGCCGGGGAUACGGAAACUAAAAGCAUUUCGCGUUCUCCAUUGCUCUCACUUAGUCACAGCUCUGUACAUAUAAAUACAGCCAUCAUCGUUUGGCUUUCGAGUGAUCGCGAUUCCUCUCUUCUCUGUCGAAAGCCCUAGAGUUUCUCCUCUUGCAGCCAUCAGCUUCUCAAAGACUUAGCUCAAAAUAUUCGGCAGCCAUGUCGAGGAAGAUGCUCAUAGGUGGAGAACUGAGCCAUCAGGCCGAGGCGGAGGAACACUACGACUUUGAUUUAUUCGUUAUUGGAGCAGGAAGUGGUGGCGUUCGUGCAAGUAGAUUUUCAGCUAGUCAUGGAGCGAAGGUUGGCAUCUGUGAACUUCCAUUCGAUCCAAUCAGCUCAGAAGUAAUUGGAGGAAUUGGUGGAACGUGUGUCAUUCGUGGCUGUGUUCCCAAAAAGAUUCUGGUGUACGGAGCAACAUUUGGUCCUGAGCUUCAGGAUGCUCGAAGUUUUGGUUGGGAUGUGAAUGAGAAAGUGGAUUUUGAUUGGAAGAAACUUUUACAAAAAAAGACAGAUGAGAUAGUCCGAUUAAAUGGAAUUUACAAGCGUUUACUGACUAAUUCGGGAGUAAAAAUGUAUGAAGGAGAGGGAAAGAUUGUUGGUCCACAUGAAGUUGAGGUGACACAACUUGACGGUACCAAAAUAUGCUAUUCUGCAAAGCACAUACUGAUUGCAACCGGCAGUAGAGCUGUCAUUCCUGAUAUUCCUGGGAAGGAGUUGGGGAUAACAUCUGAUGAGGCUUUGAGUUUGGAGGAGUUUCCUAAGCGUGUCGUGGUGCUUGGAGGAGGGUACAUUGCUGUUGAGUUUGCUUCAAUCUGGAAUGGGAUGGGUGCUAAAGUUGACCUAUGUUUCAGAAGGGAACUUCCACUAAGAGGUUUUGAUGAUGAAAUGAGAUCGGUGGUUGCAAGGAACUUGGAGGGCAGAGGAAUUACUUUGCACCCAACAACAAAUUUGACUGAAUUGAUAAAAACAGAGAACGGCAUAAAAGUUAUCACAGAUCAUGGUGAGGAGUUCUUGGCAGAUGCUGUGUUGUUUGCGACUGGUCGUGCUCCUAAUUCAAAAAGAUUAAAUUUGAAAGCAGUUGGUGUCGAAGUUGAUAAACAUGGUGCUGUGAAGGUUGAUGAUUAUUCACGCACAACUGUACCUAGUAUAUGGGCUGUUGGAGAUGUUACUAACCGAAUGAAUCUUACGCCUGUGGCUUUGAUGGAGGGAUCAUACUUUGCAAACACUGUUUUUGGUGGUGAACCUACGAAACCAGAUUACAAUUAUGUACCCUAUGCUGUAUUCUGUAUACCUCCUCUCUCCGUUGUGGGCCUAAGUGAAGAAGAAGCUGUAGAGAAAGCAAAGGGUGAUAUUCUUGUGUACACAUCUUCCUUCAAUCCAAUGAAGAAUACAAUCUCUGGUCGACAAGAGAAGACAGUGAUGAAGCUUGUGGUUGAUGGUAACACACAAAAGGUCAUUGGCGCAUCGAUGUGUGGACCAGAUGCUCCUGAAAUUAUGCAGGGAAUCGCUGUCGCUCUGAAAUGUGGAGCAACCAAACAACAGUUUGACAGCACUGUUGGGAUACACCCAUCUGCGGCAGAGGAGUUCGUGACGAUGCGAACUAUAAGUAGGAAAAUUGAAGUGGGUAGCAAAUUGAAAACAAACCUGUAAACACACACUUCUUACAGGAGCACAGUUGGAAGAUGGCACAUCUCGAUGGUAAGUAAGAUAUGUUUCUGGUUUUGUUUGUUAGUUUACAAAAAGGUAGAUGAAAUAAAAAAAAGUGAAAAUCCUACAAUGUUUCUUUUUCUUGGGGGGUCGGAAUAAGAAGUUCGCUAGGUCAGAGUGUGUGAAUGGGCCUGGGGACAUUCAUGAUGAUGGGGGGCUUUACUGAACUGAGUGGGUAAUGUUUUUCGUUUAGUUGUGUAAUUUUUACCUGGAUUAUUUUCUAUUGUUCGGUGUCAAAUGGGUUCUAGAAAUCUCCUUGUGGACUCUAG